AUGAAGGCAGCGGGAGUUCUCCUGCUCCACCUCACGGCUCUGGGACUGGGAUCAGGGUUCAGAACUCACAGGAACCAAACUCACCAUUUUCCCUCCUACAUGCUGCACCUGUACCACAGCUUCAGCACCAAUCAGACGCCAGCACCGCCAUCAUCAUCAUCAUCACCACUUCGGCACCUCCAUCAUCAUCACACGGAUCAGGACCGAGCUGUGAGGGCCGACACGGUGCGCAGCGUCGCUCCCAGGAGUUUAAUCUUUCGAGACAGAAACUGGAUCACGACCUUUGACCUUUCCUCUCUGCUGUCUGAGCGCCAUGUCCAGGCCAUUGAGUUGAGGAUCCGUGUUCCUACGGCAACCGGUCAGAACGUUACCGUGGAGCUGCGUCAUGAUCAGGACCGGCCGUGUCCCAAACGCAGCGUGUGUAUGGAGGAGCAGUCGCUGGGAUUUCUCCCAGAACCCUCUCUGAUCAGCUCGUCCAAUCAGUGGCGAGUGUAUAACAUCACGGCUCGGCUGCUCCGCUGGACGGACGACAUGCUCUCGCAGAGGGGGAGGAGGAGGAGGACGAAGGUCAAAAGUCGCGUCCCUUCAGGUGUGAAGGUGGUGAAUGCGGGAAUGAAUCGAGCGCUGCUGCUGGUGUUCUCACAGGAAAGAUCGAAGGCCAGAGAGCAGGAUAAAGCGAGUCUGCUGCGUACAGCUGAGCGCUCCAAAUUCCUCCUGAGCGCAGAGAGUCCAGUCCUGAGCAGGGUGAAGAGGCAGAAGAGCCGCCGCAAGAACCACAAGAAUGACAGAGAGAAGGAGAACGAGAAGAAGAACCUCUGCAGGAGAGUGGACAUGCAUGUCGACUUCAACCAGAUUGGAUGGAGCUCCUGGAUCGUCUUCCCGAAAAAGUACAACGCCUACCGCUGUGAAGGGGCGUGUCCCAAUCCACUCGGAGAGGACUUCCACCCUACAAAUCACGCCUACAUGCAGAGUUUACUGAGACACUUCCAGCCGAGCUGCGUGCCCUCGCCGUGCUGCGCUCCCAUCCGCACCAGCGCCCUCAGCAUGCUGUACUACGACAGUGGAGAGAUGAUCCUGCGGCACCACGAGCAGAUGGUGGUGGAGGAGUGCGGCUGUCACUGA
Messenger RNA from Neoarius graeffei (lesser salmon catfish), 1122 nucleotides. It is a transcript of the gene ndr2, whose product is annotated as nodal-related 2. Gene Ontology annotation, molecular function: growth factor activity; cytokine activity; type I activin receptor binding. The transcript is spliced from 3 exons. Gene Ontology annotation, biological process: BMP signaling pathway; SMAD protein signal transduction. NCBI's taxonomy places the organism in Eukaryota, Metazoa, Chordata, Actinopteri, Siluriformes, Ariidae. Gene Ontology annotation, cellular component: extracellular region. The record is from RefSeq and is a predicted model, not a curated record. The coding region runs from base 1 to 1122 and encodes 373 amino acids.